Molecule: messenger RNA, 502 nt
Organism: Fopius arisanus
Lineage: Eukaryota; Metazoa; Arthropoda; Insecta; Hymenoptera; Braconidae
Product: MD-2-related lipid-recognition protein-like
Exons: 3
Coding region: 68-487 (139 amino acids)
Biological process (GO): sterol transport
Molecular function (GO): sterol binding
Source: RefSeq, a predicted model, not a curated record
AUCUACAUUUCGCACAAUUCGAAUCGAGAGCUCAACACGGAGACAUCAGGAAAAAAAAUCAUUUAGAAUGAUGAGGAAUUUUUUUUUAAUAUUCGGUGCUGCCUUUUUAACACUAACUGGGGCUGAGGUUGUCCUGUUCCAGCCAUGUAUAUACCCUGAGAAUACUCAAAUAAACUGUACAGUCCACGAACUUCGUAUAAAUCCCUGUCCCGAGGCUGCAGAAGAGAAACCAUGUCGAGUAAAACGAGGAACCAACGCUAGUAUCGAAUUUGAUUAUACCACAAACUUCGCUGCUGACACAUUGGAGGGUCGAGCUUACUGGGCUAAUCAGCUGAUCGAUUUACCCUUCCUGGGGAUGAGCACCAACGCCUGCGCCUCCACCCCCUGUCCCCUCAAACCUGAUACCAAGCAGACUUACAAAAUGACUCUAGAAAUAUCCGAAAAGUACCCAGCUGUAAGUAAUAAGUAUUUAAAUAAAAUAACAUAACGAUAUAAUCCUCUC